Clonostachys solani is the source of this 834-nucleotide messenger RNA. The record is from the annotation of a GenBank genome assembly. NCBI's taxonomy places the organism in Eukaryota, Fungi, Ascomycota, Sordariomycetes, Hypocreales, Bionectriaceae.
AUGGUCAAGCCCGCCAACGACCUCCAAACUUUCGUGAACAACGCCCGCGAGCGCAAUAAGAACGAGGCACUCGCCUCCAAGAUCUUCGACAAGAACCGCCGCAAGAGCGCACCCACCAGGCUCAAUGCGCAGAGCGGCAGCGGCUCCCUGGCGAGUCGCAUCAGUGUCAACAAGCGCGCAUCGCUUGGUGGCAAGAACGCAGUCCCCAGACCCAAGGGCGAUGUCAACGGCGAAUGGACACACGACCUCCACAGCACCGUGAACCCCCCCAAGAAGUCCACAUCCCUCAGCUCCCGCAUAUCGAAACCCGGAUCGAAGACUGCCCCCCAGGCGGCGAGCAAAAAGACUACCGCACGUCGCGCCGCCGCCCUUGACCGCAUGGAUGUCGACGUCAACGUCCAGAAGCAGGUCAACAUCCGCUCUCAGGGCAUUUCCAUCCGCGGUAUCGCUGGGCCCUUCACAGUCGUGGGCCAGAACUUUGCUCCUGGAACCACGGCUGCAGACAUCGAGAGCGUUUUGACGCCCUUUGGCGGCCACAUGGAAUCGUGCAAAAUCGUCAAGACAAAGCCAUUUGUCGUUGCUGAGAUGGUGUUUGCGUCCAAGGAGGGCGGCGACCGAGUCAUUGAGACAUUCAAUAACAAGACGGCCGAUGGUCGACUUCUCAAGGUGUAUCCUAAGAUUGGCGGUAACAAGCCUGCAUCAAACCAAGCCGACACGAAUGGACAGGUUGUUGACGGGUCACUGGGCUUUAGCGAAUCCUCGCAGCCGCUCUAUAGCGAUAGACUUCUGAACGGGAACGAGGGGAGAAGCCAGAGAAACCGGGGCAGAAGGUGA